AUGCGUUGCGCUCGUGCUUCCUCCGCGGUUGCUCGCGAGGACAGUUGUCUGUCAGCCGACAACCAACGUAAAGUAAUUGAAUCGGCAAUUCGUGGAAGGAAGUAAUUAAUUAUUGUUCGCAGCGGACGCGGAGCUAGCUAAGAUUGAACGUGGUUUAUGCGACGCAUUCGAACGGAACGUCGGUGUUUCGACCGGGUGGUGAAACAAAUCAACUCCGUAAGCUGUACAGCAUCUUCUGUACAGCGAUCGAGAGUAUGCUGUUCAGUAUUUAUGUCUCUGUGUUUCAGAAUUCCAUAUCCCUGCGCACCUAAACCUAAUCUUCAAGAAGUCGGCAUCUAUCGGGAAACGUUGCUUGGAAUCAGGCAAAACUGUGAAACGGAGGGGCUUAAAGAUAAACGCUUCCGACAAGAAGAAGCCGUUUCAGUGUCAAAAGUGCGGUCGCGGUUUCACCUUGAAGAGAAACAAAGAUCGACAUGUGAAUUACGAAUGUGGUCACGAACCAAGAUUUCAGUGUCCUUAUUGUGGUCUUCGCAGCAAGCAAACGUCGCCGGUCUACGCUCACAUCAGGAAAAAACAUCCGGAAGAGGAAGUGUUUAUCUUCGACAUGAAGCUUUGA
This is a messenger RNA of Heterotrigona itama, 616 nucleotides long. NCBI's taxonomy places the organism in Eukaryota, Metazoa, Arthropoda, Insecta, Hymenoptera, Apidae. The record is from the annotation of a GenBank genome assembly.